AUGUCGUCGACGUCGUCCAAGCCGAAGAGAGCAGGCGGCCUCCGGGGCCUCAGGCCGCAGCCGCUGAGCCUGUCAGCCCGGCCGUCCAAGAAGCCACGCGUUGGCGGCCACGCCGGACCAGCCGGGCCCGUGAUCGUGUACGAGAUCACGCCGAGGGUCGUCCACGCCGACCCACACGAGUUCAUGGACGUCGUGCAGAGGCUCACGGGCAGGCAGCCGUCGUCGACGGAGGCGAUGUCCGGAUCCGGAGCUAGGGACGGCAUUGCCUCGACGUCUUUGGUUCUCACGCUUGGCCAGCAGCAGCGUGCGCCGUGUGGUGGUGACCAUCCGGCGCCUCCUGCUUCCCCGGCUGCCGCAUCAUCACCGCUGCUGUCCCCGAGCAGCUUCUUCUUCUCCCCUACCACUAUGCAGGCGAUACGAGAGCUCAUUAGCUGA
Messenger RNA from Triticum turgidum subsp. durum (durum wheat), 435 nucleotides. The record is from the annotation of a GenBank genome assembly. NCBI's taxonomy places the organism in Eukaryota, Viridiplantae, Streptophyta, Magnoliopsida, Poales, Poaceae.